Molecule: messenger RNA, 1051 nt
Organism: Maniola jurtina (meadow brown)
Lineage: Eukaryota; Metazoa; Arthropoda; Insecta; Lepidoptera; Nymphalidae
Gene: bisc
Product: TM2 domain-containing protein CG10795
Exons: 4
Coding region: 237-833 (198 amino acids)
Source: RefSeq, a predicted model, not a curated record
CUGUGUUGACAUCCACUGCCGUAAAAUUAAAUAAAUCAAAAAAGGAAGCCCAAAAUACGUGCAAAACGUGCAAAAUACCGUGAUACCAAAGACUACAAUAUUAUACUACCACUGCAAACAAAGGAGCAAUUUUGUUUUUUAAAAUAUGUAAAAUAUCAAAUCAAAAUAGCAAAAAUGCUGUAAAACGGAUAUUACUAGAAAGGCAAGACAGUGUCUCGUCCAAGUACCUAUUCAGCAUGUCACGUUUAAUAUUUUCCCUUGUCUGUUUACUAUUUCUCCAUAGGGCGGUACACGCUUCUGAUGAAGCCAAGGGUGAUAAGAACGUAGUCGUUGACUGUAGUACAUUGAGAUUGGGACAGUAUAUUUGUCCGGAUCCUAACAAAAACCAAAUAGAUCCUGAUACACAACAGUUUGUUGGAUGUGCAAAAGGCAAAUCUGUUCCGUCGGAAGGUGAAGCUGAUGUGCUAUGCUUAGCUGCUGAUGGAAUUAUAUGCAAUCAAACCAAUAAUUCAACAUUUUGGAGAAAAAUGCCUUGUAAAUGGACGAAUGGUUAUUCAUUAGAAAUUGCAUUAUUGCUAUCAGUGUUCCUGGGAAUGUUUGGCUUAGAUAGAUUUUACCUGGGAUAUCCUGGCAUUGGCUUGGCUAAGUUGUGCACACUGGGAUUCAUGUUUCUAGGUCAACUGUUGGAUAUUAUACUUAUUGCUGCUCAGGUGGUUGGACCAUCUGAUGGUUCAGCAUACAUAAUACCCUACUAUGGGGCUGGAGUGACAGUUGUGAGAAGUGAUAACGAGACGUAUCUGUUACCGCAAGCAGACUGGCAUAACAUUACUUGACAGUGGGGAACCAUAUCCUUUGAAGUUGAUGAGGAUUAUGAAUGGACUUAACAUUUAUCCUAUAAGUUUAGAUCUAGUGAAUACUCAGGUCUAUAAUAUUAUGUGAGGCUUUAUACUAUACUAGCUGCCAGCUGGUGCCUGUGACUAUAAUGAUCAUACCUUUAUCACUAGAUAAACAGAUUUUACUUACAUAAACUUGUAUUUUUAACCCCUGACCC